This is a messenger RNA of Scleropages formosus (Asian bonytongue), 1747 nucleotides long. RefSeq names its product calcineurin-like EF-hand protein 1 (gene chp1). The transcript is spliced from 7 exons. The coding region runs from base 316 to 903 and encodes 195 amino acids. The record is from RefSeq and is a predicted model, not a curated record. Gene Ontology annotation, molecular function: calcium ion binding. NCBI's taxonomy places the organism in Eukaryota, Metazoa, Chordata, Actinopteri, Osteoglossiformes, Osteoglossidae.
ACUAGGAAGGUGUAUCGGGGAAGUGCGAGUAGACCUCUGUUCAGCUUAACACGGUUGCCGCUUUGGAACGAGCCGCAGGAGUAGUAAAAAAUUGGUUAAUAAACGUCUAAAUAUAAUUUUUACUCUUCUAGUUUGGAGAGGAAGUUGUUGUCCGUCAGUGAAGUACGGAAGGGGUUUCUAAGCAGCACAGCAGUGACUGUGUGUGGCAAACCCGACGCGAGGAAAGAAAGACGAAGAAGAGCGAGUGUGUGGUGAGACAGGAGGACGAAGAACAGUUCGACUGAAUAAAAUAAUCAGUGAAUACUAAAUCAGAGGAUGGGCUCAAGAGCGUCGACGUUGUUGAGAGAGGAGGAGAUUGAGGAGAUCAAGAAAGAGACGGGCUUCUCGCACAGUCAGAUCACCCGACUCUACAGUCGCUUCACCAGCUUGGACAAGGGAGAGAACGGCACCCUCAGCCGGGAAGAUUUCCAAAGAAUUCCAGAGCUGGCCAUCAAUCCUCUAGGAGACAGAAUUAUCAAUGCCUUUUUCCCAGAAGGGGAGGACCAGGUGAACUUCCGAGGGUUCAUGCGAACCUUGGCGCACUUCCGCCCAAUUGAAGACAACGAGAAGAACAAGGACCCUUCUGGAACUGAGCCCCUCAAUAGCAGGACCAACAAACUCCUGUUUGCAUUCCGACUAUAUGACUUGGACAGGGAUGACAAAAUUUCCCGCGAUGAGCUUCUUCAGGUUUUGAGGAUGAUGGUGGGUGUUAACAUCUCAGACGAACAGCUUGGUAGUAUUGCUGACCGGACAAUACAGGAGGCUGACCAGAAUGGAGACAACUCCAUCUCCUUCAAUGAGUUCAUCAAGGUUUUGGAGAAGGUGGAUGUGGAGCAAAAAAUGAGCAUUCGCUUCCUACACUAGAGGUUCACAGGCCUCCAACUGGACUGCUCCAUCUGUGACAAAACGCACCCGUUGUUUUCUUCAUGUUCCAUCAGUGUGGCCAAGGGAGCUCGCCACUUAUACAUUUUGACCAAGAAUAUGGUUGAUACUGUUGACAAAAUGUGUUUGUUCUAGUUGAUGUGAUUGUUUCAACCUUGCACCACUCUUACAGAAAGAAUACUUUUGUGCCUUUUUUUUUUGUAUUAUCACUACUGCAGGUCCCCCAAAAAAGACACACUGGGAAAAAAUGACCCUGUUUUCUAAGCUAUGGUAAAUGAAAUGUGGAAUGUUAUCUCUUGAAUUAUACUUAUGCAUUAAAAGAACAUUUCAGUGUAAAAUUACAAACAGGUAGAAAAGUUGAAUUAAACAUGCAGAAAACCUUUCAUAACUGAGAAGCCAAAUUUAGUUUCUUUUUUUGUGAAUCAACAUAAAUCCUGAUUUUUCAUGUUCAUAAUGAGUAUUUGUAUCAACACUUAGCAUGCAUUAGUUUGCAUUUUGCCAAUGUGUUUAUGCUGUAAUGAUGACAAUGUCUUAAUUUAUCCUUGGAAGUGAACCACAUCCAAGUGCAUAUUUGUAUAAAUGAGAAUAGUAGUGUUUAUAUUUCAUGGCAAGUGCUGAUUUUUACUCUUGGUGAACUGCCCAUUGUGACUGAUUUACUUUAAUAUAGCAAAAAAAUAAUCAGCCGCUGUUCUUUGAGCUUCUACUACCACAGUGUUUCACCUUGACUGCAAUUGGUCCAUAAUGCUGCUUAUCCUCAGAGGUAGUUGUCAUGCAAAUUUGGUGAGUACUGCACAUUAUAUUUUUGAUAUCACCGUGCCCCCCCCCC